Messenger RNA from Osmerus eperlanus (European smelt), 2631 nucleotides. RefSeq names its product SDS3 homolog, SIN3A corepressor complex component (gene suds3). Bases 820 to 1701 code for a protein of 293 amino acids. The record is from RefSeq and is a predicted model, not a curated record. Gene Ontology annotation, cellular component: Sin3-type complex. The transcript has 12 exons. Gene Ontology annotation, molecular function: histone deacetylase binding. Gene Ontology annotation, biological process: negative regulation of transcription by RNA polymerase II. Lineage: Eukaryota; Metazoa; Chordata; Actinopteri; Osmeriformes; Osmeridae.
AUAAUCGUCACUUUUUAACAACGUUAGCCAGCUUGCUUGAUGUCACUGGUGGAGGGGUUAGCCAUCACAUCGUCCUUGCUUGGUGAUCCUGUGCAAAUAUAUACUAGUAUUACUAGCCUGCCGUGUUGAGUCUUAAGUUUUAUCUAUAACUAGCUAGGUUUAGUAAUCGUUAGGUCAUGUAUACAUAGAAGUUACGUUUGCCAGGGCAGUGUCGGUAAGAACAGUCAAAUGCCAUUGAAAGUUCACAUUAGCCGAAGUCUUAGUUGCUGUCCUACACUACAGCUGUUAAUUCCAAAUGGCAUCUGAUUUAUACUAGUCUAGAUCACAUUAGGAAAGUUGGCUAGCCUAGUUUCUUACAAACUGCAUAAAUGCCGAGGUCACUAGCUAGGGCUAGCAGCUAGUUGACCAGCAAUUUUCCACUUGGUGUUAAGGGCGGCUAGAUAGCUUAGUCUUCAAAUGUGUAUUACAAGUUUUACAUAGGUAUAAGACUUCUGAUCUCAGCUGACAUGUUGGUUAAGGCCGGGGCAUUUCGCAUACUUUGCUAGCUAGCUACUGACAGGUCACCGGCGACGGAACAUUGCAUUUUUUUUUGGUUUAAUCCACGAGACGAGUGUCUAUCUAAGGGAGUUUUACUGACGUUGAUACGGUAGCAAAGGUUUAGGGUUAGAUCCAUUUUGACAUUAGGUUGCCAAGUCUCUUCUGCGUUGUAUUCGUGGAUCUUUAUUUUUGCAAGCUAAGUCGCUAGCUGCUAACGUUGGUUAAACUGCUCGACAGCUGGCUACUAGCUAGCUAGCUUGUACAGUAGUGUGACUGGUCACCAUGCGGCAAAUGCACGGCACUCAAGACACGGAGGAUGCCAGUGAAACAGACCUUGCAAAGCAUGACGAGGAUGACUAUGUAGAAAUCAAAGAACAAAUGUACCAAGACAAAUUGGCCUCCCUGAAAAGGCAAUUACAACAACUCCAAGAAGGUAGAAAAAGCACACUACAGGAGUACCAGAAGAGAAUGAAAAAGCUGGACCAACAGUACAAAGAGAGACUCCGCAACGCAGAUCUCUUCCUACAACUCGAGACAGACCAGGUAGAGAGGAACUACGUCAAAGAGAAGCAGGCAGCUGUAAAAGAGUUUGACGAUAAGAAGGUAGAGCUGAAGGAAAACCUCAUUGCGGAGCUGGAGGAGAAGAAGAAGAUGAUCGAGAAUGAGAAGUUAACCAUGGAGCUGACAGGAGACUCCAUGGAGGUGAAGCCCAUCAUGACCAGGAAGCUGAGGAGGCGACCCAACGACCCCCUCCCCAUUCCUGACAAACGGAGAAAGCCGGCGCCCGCUCAGUUAAACUACCUGCUGACAGACGAACAGAUCAUGGAGGACCUGCGAACGCUCAACAAGCUGAAGUCGCCUAAACGUCCAGUGUCCCCGUCCACUCCAGAGCACCUGCCCACCACACCCAUGGAGACCCCCUCACAGCGCUACGAGGCCCGCAUCGAGGAGGGGAAACUGUACUACGACAAAAGAUGGUAUCACAAGAGCCAGGCCAUUUACCUGGAGUACACCAAGGAGAACACCAAGAUCAGCUGUGUCAUCAGCUCUGUGGGGACCAAUGAGAUCUGGGUGAGGAAGACGAGCGACAGUACGAAGAUGAGGAUCUACCUGGGGCAGUUACAGAGGGGAGCCCUCGUCAUUCGCAGGAGGUCGGCAGCAUAGAGGUCCCCCCCCCCCCCCCCCCCCCAAACCCCCUCUACCUGUCAAGCUACUCAUCCAUCCAUCCCAUCACAGUCUGGGUCUGACCAUCCUGGCUCCUUCCAUCUCCCACACCCCCUCCCCAAACAUGUGCCACUCAACCACUUCCUGUUUUCUCAACCCGUCGGGAGCAGAGGAUUGUCGUCAUCCUCAGCCUAGCCCACCAUCAAGCACAGGUGGCUGCAACUUCUCGUGCGUACGUGCGUGUUCGUCUCGUGUUGUGUUGACCUGGUUUUGUCCAGGGUUCUUCCGUGACCUACGCCAAAUAACACCUCAGUCCCUACCUGCCAAACCAUGUGUAUCUAUCUGCUAUGAAGCAACCACAGGUGUGGUAGAUCUUCAACACGCGUACAGCCAUGUUGCUGACUCCUAUCAAACAAUUUGACAUCUAGUAGUGCCUGGGAGGCAGAGGCUGGGACUGGGUUUGGCUGAAGUCUUAUGUACACUUAUCCUGGAUCUGUAGUUUCUUAAACUCUGCUCUCGAGCACGUUGCUGAGUUUCAUCCGUCAGCCAGUGUGUCCUGUCAUCCAGCGUGUCCUGUCAUCCAGCGUGUCCUGUCAUCCAGCGUGUCUGUCAUCCAGCGUGUCUGUCAUCCAGCGUGUCUGUCAUCCAGCGUGUCUGUCAUCCAGUAUUUCAAACUGUCAUAUGUUGGUCUGGUAAUUUUUUUUUUUUUUUGUACUUGUGUGUGUUGAACUCUUGUUUCUUAUGGAAAAAAUAUAUAAUGUAUUGCAUUGAACUUUUUUUUAAAGGUUUUAAUUUUGUAUCUGUUCUGACAGUUCAUGGGUUUAGUUCACCUUUGUGGAUUAUCUGAACUGUGUUGCACAUGGCAAACAAAAGUUAACCAUUUGUUGAUUUCUUGUGCGUUUCAUUCAAUAAAAAUGUUUCUGCCUUUUG